AUGACAAACCAAAUCACCGACUCCGAAUGGGCCGACAUCCUCGCCCACGAGCUCCCUUCCCAAAACGACCCCAUCCUGCAAAAAUACCACGCCGCCCGCACCGCCUUGGUCGCCGAAGAGCAAAAACAGCGAUCGGACGCCAUCUUCCGCCAAUCCCUCUCUCCCUUAGCCCGCAAAGCAUGCACCAUUGUCUCGCGGAUCCGUUCCCAGGAAAAGUCCGAGAUCUGGACGCCCGAUCUGGAAGAGCAGCUCGCGCGCAAGGAGGAAAACAACGGCAUCAUCAUCCACCCGGGCAUGAUGUUUACGCUCGCCAAGGAGACAAUGGAAUCCACGAAAUUGUGGAAGAUUGUGCGCAAAAUGCCAAAGGGCGCGCUGCUGCAUAGUCACUGUGAUGCCAUGGUUGAUUUUGAUUUUUUGCUGGCAGUGGUGUUGGAGACGGAGGGGAUGGGGAUUGCCACACCGGAAAAGGGGGGGCUGGGGAGUGAGGAGAGGAGGAGGGAGGGGGGAGUGGUGGUUAAGUAUGUUGGUGAUUUGACGGAAGGAGGGAAGAAGGGGAAGGUGGAUGCGAAGUUGAUUUGGGGCGGGAAAGGGGAUGAGGGAGGGGAAGUGUAUGAGCCGGGGACUUUUGUUAACUUGGUGGAAGCGGCGGAUGCGUUUCCCCAGGGUGGAAGGCAAGGGUUCUUGAAGUGGUUGAAGAGUAGGUGUAUCCUGAGCCAGACGGACGCGAUCGAGCAGAGACAUGGGUCGGCGGAAAUUUGGAGAAAGUUUAUGGGGUGUUUUGAGGUUAUUGGGUCGAUGCUGCAUUAUGAACCGAUCUGGAGGAGGUUUUUGAGGAAGUUGUUGGAGCAGUUGGUGGAGGAUGGGGUUUAUUGGGUUGAGGUUCGAUUCGCCUGGCCACUAGGUUACUGCCGCCUCAACUCCACCGUCCCAGAACCCGAUUACACAGCCAUGUUCACCGUAAUCGAAGAAGAAGUGGCCGCCUUCAAGCGCACCCCCUUGGGUGCCCCCUUCUGGGGUCUCCGCAUGAUCUGGACCACAGUCCGCGCCUUCGGCCCACGCACCAUCAUCCAGUCCAUGAACGAUUGCAUCGCCACCAAGCUCUCUUUUCCCCAUCUAAUCGCCGGCUACGACUUGGUGGGGCCCGAAGACGCGGGCCGGCACCUGACGGACCUGCUCCCGGAGCUCUUCUGGUUCAAGAAACAAUGCGCCGCCGAAGGCGUGGAAAUCCCCCUUUUCUUACACGCGGGCGAAACCCUGGGCGAUGGCGACGCAGUGGACCAUAACCUAUUCGACGCUCUGCUUCUGGGCGCAAGACGCAUAGGUCACGGGUUUUCGCUGUAUAAACACCCGCAGCUGAUCAAGGCUGUGAAAGAUAAGCGGGUGCUGAUUGAGAGUUGUCCCAUCUCCAACGAAGUGUUGCGGUUGACGGGGGAGUAUCAUGCAGCAUCCUUUGCCGGCGCUGCUGGCGAGAGGUGUGCCGCGCUGCAGGGGUGGGAGAACUUGGGUUUGGCGGGCUUGGGAUCGUUGGCGGAGAAUUCAGUCAGGUGGGCGGCGUUUGAGGAUCAGACGGCUGAUGAGUGGGCGAGGGAUGUAAGGGAGGCGAGUAUGGGAGGUGGUGUCAAGGCGGAGAGGCUGAGGCAGUGGGCGACUGAGUGGGAGAAGUUUUGCGUGUGGGUGGUCGACGAGUAUGGGGAUGAGUACGGUGGUGACGAGGAGGCGUGA
Sordaria macrospora k-hell is the source of this 1722-nucleotide messenger RNA. The record is from RefSeq and is a predicted model, not a curated record. Lineage: Eukaryota; Fungi; Ascomycota; Sordariomycetes; Sordariales; Sordariaceae.